ACAGGGCGGGGAGAGGCACGGCAGGAAGUCGGUUCUGGUUCCUGGGUUAAGGCGCCCGGGCAGGAGCGAGCGCCCUGUGCCGGGAGCGGCCGCGGGCUCCGUGCGGCGCUCGGUUCCUGUUCCCAAGAUGAUGACAGUGUAACUUAGAAAAUAUAGCAAUUGAAACAUCUGUUUUGAGAGCAGAAAUAUGUAGAGAAGUACUUUCGGUUGGAUGGCCCCUGUGUUCUCAUCUCUCAUGAAACUGAGAGGUCUGUUAACUUGACCAUGUGAUGAAACAACAUUGGGAACUAUGGACAAAAACAUUGGAGAGCAGCUUAACAAAGCUUAUGAAGCCUAUCGACAGGCAUGCAUGGAGAGGGACCAUGCUGUGAAAGAACUACAGCAAAAAACAGAAAACUACAUGCAGCAAAUACGUGAACAGCAGGAAAAGAUAGAGCUUCAGAACAGCAUUAUUGCAAAACUGAAAUCACAGUUGGCUGCUCUGAAUGCUAAUAGAGGCAAUGCACAUCCUUACAUUCUGAUGCAUGAAGACAUUGAAACAUCCAACUUACCUUUCAGGCAGCUCUCUGAAAAACUGAAUAUAGCAAAGCAAAGAGAAAAACUCCUAAAGGAACAGUUAGACAGUGAGAGCAUGAAAUUGAAGCAACUUGAGGACAAAAGCAAUCAAAAGGAAAGGAAGCUUUUAUCUAUUAUUUCCAAUCAAGAUGAUAAAAUAAGAAAUCUGGAAAGCAAAUUGCAAGAAUUAAAUGAAGCACAAAAGAGUAUACAGAAGCCAACGUAUAAAAGGGAGGUGAAAAGUAAGAAAGUUGUUCCAGAUAAGCCUGAAUUAUCUCUAGGGAUCUCUGGUAUUUCACCUGAAAGAGAGAAUCUGGAGACUAUUUUCCAGGACAUGAAAGAAGAGUGUCAUCGAAUAUGUAUGCUAGCCAGAGAACAAACAGACCAACUGAGUAUAUUUAAGAUAAAGCCAGAACCUGAAACUGAAAUACAGUUUUCCAUGCCGAUACAGUGCACAGAUAAAACUGAUGAACAAGCAGAAGAGCUUUUUAAGCCUCGGGUUAUAAAGGAUAUAAAUAGAGGUGCAUCAUGCAUCACAUCUAUCACACCAAGAGGAGUGGGCCAAGAUGAGGACAACAACUCUGUAGAAUCACUUUCUAAAUUUAAUGUCAAGUUUCCACCUACAGACAAUGACUCUGCUUUCUUGCAGAGCACUCAGGAAAAACCAACAGUUCCUUGUGCUGGUAUAUCUGAAAACAUGCUUCAAGAUCAUCAUUUUAACCUGGAGCACAGAGACCGUGCUGUUAACCUCAGUAAAUUGGAACCUAACUCAUUUGAAGCUCAUGGCAUUGAUCUCAUGACCUCAGCUUUACAAAGUUUAACCACUGUUGACAAAACAAACCCCUCAGAUCAUGCAAAGAUGCCCAUAGAAAAUAUCUGUGACAAACCAUGUUUAAAAACAACAGACAGUGGUUUCACAUUUGUACCUAAGCACACAAACCAAGGUGUACCUGAAGUAAUUUUUUCUUUAGAAGCUGCUGGAACAACUGUCAGAGGUCCUCAUCAGCCCAUUUGGCAGCCUCAAGACAAUGAUUUGCUGGCACAAGCAUAUGCAGACUCUGAACUGAAUCAGUGUGGAAUAUGUGAAUUCUGUCGAGAAGUUUUCCCACCAUCUCUAACAUCUAAGGAAGAUUUUCUUCGGCAUCUCAAUUCCCACUUUAAAGUACAGUCUUAAUGUAUGAGAAUUCAAUGGUUCACUGUUUUUGCAUACAUUUAUACAUUUUUUUAUUCAAUAGAUAUGAUAAGAGUUUAAGAAUUAAGACUUCUUGUAAAAAGAACUCAUGACUGGAAUUGUU
Zonotrichia leucophrys gambelii is the source of this 1850-nucleotide messenger RNA. RefSeq names its product TRAF family member associated NFKB activator (gene TANK). The coding region runs from base 290 to 1729 and encodes 479 amino acids. Gene Ontology annotation, biological process: canonical NF-kappaB signal transduction. The transcript has 10 exons. The record is from RefSeq and is a predicted model, not a curated record. Lineage: Eukaryota; Metazoa; Chordata; Aves; Passeriformes; Passerellidae.